Molecule: messenger RNA, 1192 nt
Organism: Strongylocentrotus purpuratus (purple sea urchin)
Lineage: Eukaryota; Metazoa; Echinodermata; Echinoidea; Camarodonta; Strongylocentrotidae
Exons: 2
Coding region: 145-585 (146 amino acids)
Source: RefSeq, a predicted model, not a curated record
AUUGAGACGUGUAGUGAAGAGACUAAAUAUACACCAGGGUGGUGUUGAGAUAACGUAUCACAUUCAGCACUGAGCUACAAUUCGUUCUUUGAAAGCAUCUCUAUAGCAUAUACCACACGUAGGUCUAACUCUUCAUAUAUAACCAUGAUGGCCACUCGCUCACCGAAAAAGUCUACCACUACAACAGCCACCAUCCACAACACUGUGUUAAACACGCCUAAGGUCAAGAUACCAGAGAACAACGCCACCAAUGUCUUACAUCGGGCCAGUUUUUCAAUGUCUCCGGUGGAGCAGAAGAAGCUCAAACCAGCAACCCCUCCUGAAAUCUUGGCAAUGAGGGAUACAAUCGCCGAAAAUGAAUCAAAAACUUUCAAGAUCCUUGCUCACUGCACAUGGACAGCUAUCUCCUUCACCACCACUCACACUAGAAGUCGCGAUUAUCGGAUAUUCUCCAUCGAGACCCCCAGUUGUCCGCCAACUGCGGAGGCAGAAUGCAGUCAUAGAAGGAGUGAUUACCCCAAGGGGAACAAGCAGACCUCCAUCUCCAUCAUCCUCCUCGGGUCAGAUGGAAGUAGACGUACCUGAAAAGGUCCUUAGAAGUCUCCAGAAACUUAGCAGAAAGCGAGGAGAUGGAGGUGGCUGCGGAGGAGGAGGAGGAAGAGAAGGACGACAGACUAGACACAGAUGUCAGAUUGCAGGAGACGGUGACGAUGGAGGCGAAAGACGACAUACAUUUUCCUGUAGCACCUGUCCUACACUGUAAUAGCCGUCAAGGCACUUUCGGGUCUUAUAAACGAGGCGGUGCAUCAGUCGUGCACAGGAUGCAGACUCAACUAUCCUAGCCAGAAAGACCAUGAGGACUGUAUGUGGUUAGAGUGGUCAGACACGACAGACAAGUAUUUCGAUGAGGCCAUCACCAAGCUCACCGAGGAACGAUACUUUUGCAUCGUUAAAUUGGUUUACAUCGUAAUCGUGAAUAAAAUGUUUGAGGAGGAGUUGGACGCUUGCGUGCAUGGAAGGAGCCACACAUUUGUUCACAACGAACUGAAAAAGAAGGACGUUUUGUCAAUCAUCAUGAGCAAACUAAAGGAGCUUUAACCGGAAAUUUUAAAAAGUGGAUUUCGUUUACCCUUUUGAAGUAAUGUAUCCACGUUGUUUGUUUUUUAAACAAAAAUUCUUUAUAAUGUAUAGG